This is a messenger RNA of Sphenostylis stenocarpa, 912 nucleotides long. The record is from the annotation of a GenBank genome assembly. Lineage: Eukaryota; Viridiplantae; Streptophyta; Magnoliopsida; Fabales; Fabaceae.
AUGGCUGCUAGUCCUUUUCUGCUUCACCGCCUUCGCCUCCGUAGCUUCCAAGGCCUCACCCUGGCGCCGCCUCACGGCCACCGUCUGUGGGGAAGUGCCACGUCAUCUCCGGAAGAAGGGACCCGCACCGAUUACUCCGACGUCGAGGUGGAUGAUCCCGAAUGGAAGGACACAGAAGAGAAGAUCGUGAGGGACAUUGAACCGAUCUUUACGCUAACCAGACAAAUUCUCCACUCACCAAGGUACAAGAACGGGGAGCUAUUGACUAUGGAGGAUGAAAGAGCCAUAGCAGAGAACGUUCUUAUUUAUCAUCCAGAUUAUGAAGAUAAAAUCGGGAGUGGUUUGGACGGCAUUAUGGUCAUGAAACACAUUGUGUGCAGAGCAGAGCAAUUGGGUGAAGAGCUUAACUGGAAAAGGCCUUGCUUGGUUGGCACUGUACUGGAGAGUAGUGAGUUGAAGGGCUUUCAAAAGAUAUAUGGCCCCACCUGGGGUAUAAGUGUAAAGGUUGAUCGUCAUCCUCUAUAUAUAUUCCCAAGGUGCCUUUUUGUGGUAAGAACCGAUGGUAGCUGGAUCGACUUCUCCUAUCGGACAAAUGAGGGUCAAAAGGGUCUGACUCAGCUGGGGCCUGGUGCAGGUUGUCCAACUAGGUUCAGUGUUACAUUGCACAAGUCAAAACUUGGGGAGAAAUUCGACCUGGAUGUAGUACAAAAGAACCGUCUGAAAAGCGAUGGUCCAACUAUUGGUUCUUCAGCUCACGAUAAGUUUCAGAAAUUGCUUUGCAUAACUAAUUGUACCCUAGCCUGUUCUACUAGAUUCACAAAAAGUUCUGCCUCUAGAUACCAGGAGCGUGUUAGAUUUAGAAAAUCUUGGGGGACUGAGAUUGAUCAAAAUUAUGGGACGGCCGAUUGGUAG